AUGGAGGAAGUGGCUUUAUGGAAACGAGUCUUAUCAGCAGUUUUCUAUGGAGUCACAUCUAUAAUUGUUGUUUUUGUCAACAAAAUCUUAUUAACGAAUUUUAAUUUGAUUAUUCUCCAUAAAUGCUUCCACUCAAGUUGGAUUUCCAGGUUCCCUUCAUUUCUAUUUGUCGGAUUCGGUCAGAUGAUAGCAACAGUUUUAGUAUUAUUUUUUGCUCGACUGUUAAGAAUUGUCUCGUUUCCAUCAUUGGAUUCUUCCAUCCCACGGAAGAUUAUGCCACUUCCUCUGCUGUUCGUCCUCAACUUAGUUUCAGGCCUAGGUGGUACGAAGCUAAUCAACUUGCCGAUGUUCACGGUUCUUCGAAGGUUUUCAAUACUGAUGACGAUGGUCUUGGAAUACUAUAUCUUAGGGUAA
Molecule: messenger RNA, 414 nt
Organism: Strongylus vulgaris
Lineage: Eukaryota; Metazoa; Nematoda; Chromadorea; Rhabditida; Strongylidae
Source: the annotation of a GenBank genome assembly